Pocillopora meandrina is the source of this 1525-nucleotide messenger RNA. NCBI's taxonomy places the organism in Eukaryota, Metazoa, Cnidaria, Anthozoa, Scleractinia, Pocilloporidae. The record is from the annotation of a GenBank genome assembly.
CUGGUCGGAACAGGUACCCUUCACAUCAAUAUUGCACUCGACGACAUCAUAGGAAACUUUGAUGUUAAGUGUAAUAAGGGCAGCUGUCUAUGGACAGGAAAAUUUCACGAGCACGAGCAGCACUUAAAAACCUGUGGAAAAUUUCAAAUGCCGUGUGCCAAUGAUGGGUGCAGAGAGGUGGUGGCAAGGGAGAGGAUGGCAGCACACACUGCGCAAUGUGCAAAGCACAAGCUCCCUUGCCAGCAAUGCAGUAGAAAAAUAACAAGGGAAUCUUUCGAGGAGCAUACGGCUUCCCUUUGCUCUAAUAAGAGAGUAAUAUGCCCACUAAGCUGUGGAACAAGCCUUCCACGGUAAGAUAUUGUCGGUUUAAUUAAGAAAUCAACUGUUAAUGAAUAUUUAAGGCCAAUAAAAUAUCCAAAAGUUGCACCAGCCGGCUCAUCCCUGGUCCUCAUUUUGAUUAUUUUGCAGGCUCCACUUAACACUGCAUUUAAGCGAGUGCCCAGAAAGAGCGCUCCACUGUGCGGUGACUGGUUGCAUUGCCAUCACAAAGCAGAAGAAAGUGCCACAGCACUCAACAAAUAGAGCGGUCGCCCACAGUGUUCUACAGGAAGGAGAAAUCCAGCGUCUGCAGGGCCUGAUGCAUUUCCAGGUGGGAUGCUUGAAUUAUAAAAGUAAUGAGAAGAGAUAUCAUAUGAACAUGAACUGAACAUUCGGUUUCAUUUCAGAGAACCAAACCAAGAUGGAUUUUGGAAGGAAGAGUGGUGUUCUCCUUCCGCUGGAGGGGAGAGAAAUGGAGUAACGUCAAGGGGCCACACCUAUUCAGCACUGAGUACAGGUGCCCAAAUGGGAACAGGUGGAGGGCGCAUCUACGAUUUGCGGGACUCUCCUUGGAGCUGGUGUCCAUAGUGAUGGCAGUGGUAGUGGGAACGAGGUUAGGGACUCAUUUUUACUAUUAAGGAUAGACUCUCACUCUUGACUCUGGAACGCAGUAUAGAGGAUAAAUGAUCGUUGCUGAUAAGCCAGAGUACUUCCAUAUAGCUGACGUAUUUUAUGACGACUAUCAGUAUCGUAAUUUUUCCAUAUAUCAGUGGGGAAAUCUAAAACCAUGUCUCCCAACCUAAAAACUGUUAAAAAGAAAUCAACUUUAUCGUGAUUCACCACAGAUCAUUAAUGACUUUACGCUCUAUGUCUACUGAAUAGUACUGAUACCUGAUUCCUGCGAAGAGAAGGUUUUCCCUUUCCUGGCGAAGGAGAUAAGGGAGGGGGAAGUAGCAGCAAAUAUCCCGCUCUGUGAGCGGGAUCACAUGGAUCCAGAAAACAUUAUGAUUGUCAAGUUUGUCUUGACAUAUUAUCUUUUAAAAGAAGACAAGUAAUUUUUCAUUUAUUAAUUAGGAAAGGUAACGAGGUGGCAAACGAUAACGCAAAAAAUGGAAAUUGUUUAUGCACUAAAACAAAAGUCGAAGCGAUAAGCACAGGACAAACUAACAUGAAAUUUAAAGUAUUUUUGAAUGGAAAACACUUUUAG